This is a messenger RNA of Pezoporus occidentalis (night parrot), 2680 nucleotides long. It is a transcript of the gene GPI, whose product is annotated as glucose-6-phosphate isomerase. Gene Ontology annotation, biological process: glycolytic process; glucose 6-phosphate metabolic process; gluconeogenesis. NCBI's taxonomy places the organism in Eukaryota, Metazoa, Chordata, Aves, Psittaciformes, Psittacidae. Bases 117 to 1778 code for a protein of 553 amino acids. Gene Ontology annotation, molecular function: glucose-6-phosphate isomerase activity; carbohydrate derivative binding; monosaccharide binding. The transcript is spliced from 18 exons. Gene Ontology annotation, cellular component: cytosol. The record is from RefSeq and is a predicted model, not a curated record.
CGGCAGGAGGCCGAGCUCGCCGCUAUAAAGGCGGAGGCGGUGAGGAUUGCGGUGUUCGCCGUGUUCGCUUCGGGGCGCCUUAUUGUUGUCCGCUGUAGCCCUCCCUGGCCGCUAACAUGGCGCUUUCCGGCGACCCCCAGUUUAAGAAGCUGGUGGAGUGGCACAAGGCGAACUCGUCCAAGCUCGUCCUGCGGCAGCUGUUCGAGGCCGACAAGGAUCGGUUCCAGAAGUUCAGCCUGACUGUGAAUACUGAUCAUGGGGAUAUCUUACUGGAUUAUUCAAAGAACCUUGUUACAGAAGAAGUGAUGAAAAUGCUGAUGGAACUGGCUAAGUCAAGGGGUGUGGAAAGUGCCAGAGAGCAUAUGUUCAGUGGAGAGAAGAUCAACUUCACAGAGAACCGAGCUGUGCUUCAUAUUGCUCUGAGAAAUCGUUCCAAUGUGCCAAUACUUGUAGAUGGGAAGGAUGUUGUUCCAGUAGUAAACAAAGUGUUGGACAAAAUGAAGCACUUCUGCCAGCGAGUCCGUAGUGGUGAAUGGAAAGGCUACACUGGAAAGGCAAUCACUGAUGUCGUCAAUAUUGGGAUUGGUGGCUCUGACUUGGGCCCUCUGAUGGUAACUGAAGCUCUGAAACCAUAUUCCAAGGGAGGUCCUCGUGUUUGGUUUGUAUCCAACAUUGAUGGUACUCAUAUAGCCAAAACCCUGGCUGAGCUUAAGCCAGACACUACGCUCUUCAUCAUUGCGUCAAAGACUUUCACCACCCAAGAAACUAUCACCAAUGCAGAAACAGCCAAAGAGUGGUUCUUACAUGCUGCUAAUGAUCCUUCAGCUGUGGCCAAGCAUUUUGUUGCCUUGUCUACCAAUGCUCCUAAAGUUAAAGGCUUUGGAAUUGACCCAGAGAACAUGUUUGAGUUUUGGGAUUGGGUCGGUGGCCGCUAUUCUCUGUGGUCUGCCAUUGGUCUCUCCAUUGCCCUGCAUAUUGGGUUUGACAACUUUGAGAGCCUGCUUUCAGGAGCCCACUGGAUGGAUAAUCACUUCCACACGGCUCCGCUGGAGAAAAACAUGCCUGUUCUGUUGGCCAUGCUGGGGAUCUGGUAUAUAAACUGCUAUGGAUGUGAAACCCAUGCCCUUCUGCCCUAUGACCAAUACAUGCACCGCUUUGCUGCCUACUUCCAGCAGGGUGAUAUGGAAUCUAAUGGCAAAUACAUUACCAAGAAAGGCUCUCGAGUGGAUUACAAUACUGGCCCUAUUGUGUGGGGAGAGCCUGGCACCAAUGGGCAGCAUGCUUUUUACCAGCUCAUUCAUCAAGGAACUCGCAUGAUUCCUUGCGACUUCCUGAUCCCAGUCCAGACCCAGCAUCCAAUCAGAAAUGGCUUGCAUCACAAGAUCCUUUUGGCCAACUUCCUUGCUCAGACUGAAGCCUUGAUGAAAGGAAAGACUGCUGAUGAAGCUCGUAAGGAACUUCAAGCAGCAGGACUGAGUGGAGAUGCUCUGGAGAAGCUCCUUCCCCAUAAGGUCUUUGAGGGAAAUCGACCAACCAAUUCAAUCAUGUUUACAAAACUCAACCCAUUCACUCUGGGAGCCAUCAUUGCCAUGUAUGAGCACAAGAUAUUUGUUCAAGGAAUUAUCUGGGAUAUUAACAGUUACGACCAGUGGGGAGUUGAGCUUGGAAAACAACUUGCCAAGAAAAUUGAACCUGAACUGGAGUCAGAUGCUCCUGUGACAUCUCAUGAUAGCUCAACAAAUGGGCUCAUCAAUUUCAUCAAAAAACACAGAGCCUGAAAUGAAAGAUUUGGAGGGGAUCGACAAUCUAGCCACCAAACACCCAGAUCUGUUGUAGUUGUGCUUUUUUAGCCACUUUUAACAAAAAUCGCACUUUACAGAUGUAGUGUUACUUGUUGCAGUUAAUCUUGUUGCGUCAAAUAUUACAAAUGAAAACUAGUUUUGUGAAACCUAGAGAUGGUAUAGUUGCUUACUAUUAUUGUGGCUGUUAUUCUGUAAAGUGCAGCUGAUAAUGUUCCCCAGUUCUUAUCCCUCACUUCCUUAAAGAUGAUCACAUACUGAUAAUGGAAAAUAAAAGGUAUGAUGGAUGAGUAAACCUUCUUCACUCUAUUUUUAAAGUGCAGACCUAGUAACAUGUGCUUCACUGUGUAAAGUUCUCUGAAGCCAAGUAACUCCUGUAUCUUUGGACUAAUUCUUCUGUGAGCUGGAAACUAGAAUGUGUAACAGCUGUAGAUUGUUCAGGUUGCAUCAUUUGAUGCAUGUGAGCAAGAUAAAGACUGUUAUCCAAUGCUACUGUGAAAAAGAAAGCGCUCUAAUCUUUGUAAAAGAUCUCCUGAUUUUUCUGUAUGCUGUGGCACCCUAUGUGUACAGCUGUCCAAAAAAAGAAAGCUCCUGGAGUGCCAGUGAUAACCAAAUUUUCCAAACAGUGUUCAAGAGUUUGAUGGUAAAACUUGAUCACUUGCAGAAGAAAUGAUUUUUUGGUGUCCUCCAGAGGCAGUUUCUCUCACUCUUCUGAAAUCAGCAUCACUGUUCCAACAACUUAAAAAAUUACUUUGUGAACAACGUGCUUAUACCCUCUUUUCUCUACCACUGUUAAUUCACCUUUGCUAGCAGACUGGCAUGCUGUGACUAUUGUUCUGUAACACCUUUAAUAAAGGUAAGACAAAGCAUUGAAAGGAAAA